AUGGAAGAUCUCGAAUCUAGUAUACAAUCAUGGCUCGCCGACAACAUCACCGACCUCGAUGACCGUACGACAGAAACGAUAUUUGGUCGCUAUUUGACCAACAUGGCGCCCACAUUCCCGGUCGUCGUCUUUGCGCCAGGAACAAAGGCGGCCGACGUCCGAAGUGCUAAUCCUCUUCUUUUCCUGGCCAUUCUCGACGUGGCCUCGUCGGGAUUCUGUGCGCUUGAAACUCAGAGGAAGCUGCGGAAGCUGAUUGUUCAGGCAUAUGUUCAUUGCAUGCUCCGGACGGAACAGUAUACAAUCGGAUUGCUCCAGGCCCUAAUUGUGUCUGCCACAUGGUAUCGCACGAUCGAGCCUGUAGAGCCCGGGGAACAGAUGGACAUUUACCAGAUUAGCCACACCGCAGCGAAUAUGGCUUUGAUCAUGAGAUUAGGGGAGACUCUGAACGCCAGAUCUGGGGGUAGUUCCCAGGCUGAGUCGUUGGAAGCUCGGAGAGUAUGGCUAGGGUGUCACUACAUUUGCUCGAAGUAA
Molecule: messenger RNA, 531 nt
Organism: Aspergillus pseudoviridinutans
Lineage: Eukaryota; Fungi; Ascomycota; Eurotiomycetes; Eurotiales; Aspergillaceae
Exons: 1
Coding region: 1-531 (176 amino acids)
Biological process (GO): regulation of DNA-templated transcription
Cellular component (GO): nucleus
Molecular function (GO): DNA-binding transcription factor activity, RNA polymerase II-specific; transcription cis-regulatory region binding
Source: RefSeq, a predicted model, not a curated record